This is a messenger RNA of Episyrphus balteatus (marmalade hoverfly), 3740 nucleotides long. It is a transcript of the gene alpha-Man-Ia, whose product is annotated as mannosyl-oligosaccharide alpha-1,2-mannosidase IA. Gene Ontology annotation, molecular function: mannosyl-oligosaccharide 1,2-alpha-mannosidase activity; calcium ion binding. Gene Ontology annotation, biological process: N-glycan processing; carbohydrate metabolic process. Lineage: Eukaryota; Metazoa; Arthropoda; Insecta; Diptera; Syrphidae. Bases 962 to 2983 code for a protein of 673 amino acids. The record is from RefSeq and is a predicted model, not a curated record. Gene Ontology annotation, cellular component: endoplasmic reticulum; Golgi membrane. The transcript has 6 exons.
AAACGGUUUUUUUAUUCAGUCAAAGAAAAGACGUGCGGACGACGGAUAAAUAAAAGAAAAAUAAAUUCUGUUAUUUUGUUUUUUCCCCAUCAAAAAUUAUAUACAUAAAUAUAUAUACGUCCCGCUAUAUUCCUCUCGAAUUUACUUGAAAACGAUUUAAAUCAGCUGUUGCAAUUUACUCUCUCAAUUAAAAAAAAUUGAAAAAACAACCUCAAUAUCAAAUUGGAAAUUUUUAUUAUCAAAAAAAAAAAAAAAAAAGAAAUAAAACAAAUCCAGAUUCAGAUUUGUGUGCGUCUCGUUCUCGUCUCGCCUUCGUCGUUGUCAUCCCAGACUCUGGUGUGGAUCUCCUUUCUCUUUGUGGCAAAUUUAUUUUUUUUUAUUCGUAUUCGAUUCUCUGAUCUGCUUUGGCAUCUCGGAAUUCACUCAAAAAGCAUACAAAAAACAACCAAGAAACAAAAAUGUCUUGUGGUUAUUAAAAAAAUCUUGGUUUUCCGUGUUUUUCUGCGGCAUAGUGAAAUUUUUGAAAGAAAGUGCUGUCAAUUGUUUCUUUUCUGGUGUUGAUGUCAGCAGCCAAGCUUUAUAGAAAAAUCCAUACGCACACCCCUUUUUCACUCUUGUCGUCUUCGUCGUUGUCGUAACUCUCGUAACAAUAAUUCUCCCAUUGCCACCCCUAAAUCAUCCAUCGUCGUCGUGCGUUGUUGUUUUUUUUUUCUCUAUUGUUCCUUCUUCUUUCGCUCUUGUGAAAUUUGUUUAUGCAAAAAAGGUUUUAGGUUUUCUAUCGACCAAAGUUAACUAAGAGCUGUGUCGGUUAUCGGUUGUUAUCCAACUAGAAAGAAAAAAUCGUGAGAAAAAAAAGCCUCUUCCACGACGUAACUUUAGUCUUUUAUCUCAUCGUUGUCGUCCACCCACUUUUUACCGACUUUUCUUUCUUUCGUCACUCUUCACUCACUGAUUUCUUAUCAUGUAUCGUAUCGGUCCAAUUGGACGUAAACCGAAUUUCCAUUCGCGUGAGAAAUGUCUAAUUGGCCUUGUGUUAGCGACCUUGUGCCUAUUGUGUUUUGCUGGAAUUUUCUUACUUCCCGAUAAUUUUGGGGGUGAGCGCGUGCUCAAGGUUUAUAAGAGUUUCCAAAAGGCCGGUCCGGAAAUUUUUAUACCGGCUCCGCCAUUAGCAAAUAAUGGACAUGGUAGCAAGGAUACAGAUCCUCAUGUGUUGGGUGAUCGGGUGAAAUUACAAGCUAAAAUUAAAGAAGAACUUGGUGAUAUUCUGGAUAAACCAGAGAUUCAGAGGAGAGGUGGUAGUGAUGAAGCUAAUGGUGGUGGUGAAGUUGUUUUAAAUGAAAAUGUUGGUAUGGCACCGGUUAUUGAGAAUGACCUUCAGUCACAGCAACAACAUCAGCAGAUAUUAGCAAUGCAACAGCAGCAACAACAUCAAGUUGUUGGAGCACUGCCACCACCAGCGCUGAAGGGUUCAUUGAAUGAUGAUGGACAAGAGAUGAUGCCAGUUGGAGAUGUUGCUCAGAUGCAAAUGCCUAUGGAUGGGCAUCCAGAUCCUAGUGCGGCGGUGGAGGAGAAACGUAUGAAAGUUAAAGAGAUGAUGAUUCACGCCUGGCAAAACUACAAACUCUAUGCGUGGGGCAAAAAUGAACUGAGGCCACUUAGUCAGCGAGCACAUUCCGGCAGUAUAUUUGGCAGUUAUGAUCUCGGUGCAACAAUAGUUGAUGGCCUUGAUACAUUGUACCUGAUGGGCCUGGAAAAAGAAUACCGUGAAGGACGUGAUUGGAUCGAAAGAAAAUUCUCAUUAGAUAAUAUCUCAGCCGACUUAUCCGUUUUCGAAACGAAUAUUCGUUUUGUUGGUGGCCUUUUGACACUGUACGCCUUUACCGGUGAUCCAAUGUACAAAGAAAAAGCUCAACAUAUAGCCGAUAAGCUAUUACCUGCCUUCCAAACACCAACCGGUAUUCCAUAUGCAUUGGUCAAUGUUAAAACUGGAAUGAGUAAAAACUAUGGCUGGGCAUCCGGUGGCAGUUCGAUUUUGUCCGAAUUCGGAACAUUACAUUUGGAAUUCUCGUAUUUGAGUGAUAUUACUGGCAAUCCAUUGUAUCGGGAGCGAGUUCAAACAAUUCGACAAGUAUUGAAGGAAAUUGAAAAACCCAAAGGACUCUAUCCAAAUUAUUUGAAUCCAAAGACCGGUAAAUGGGGACAACUUCAUAUGUCACUUGGAGCAUUGGGAGAUAGUUUUUACGAAUAUCUGCUUAAAGCUUGGUUGCAAUCUGGCCAAACUGAUGAGGAAGCACGUCAAAUGUUCGACGAAGCUAUGACGGCAAUUAUUCAGCGUAUGGUUAUGACAAGUCCUAGUGGAUUGACUUAUGUUACUGACAUGAAAUUUGAUCGUCCUGAAAAUAAAAUGGAUCAUUUGGCCUGUUUUGCUGGUGGUCUAUUUGCCCUUGGAGCAAAUACAAGACAAAAUGAACAUACUGAAAAAUUCAUGGAAGUUGGUAGAGGCUUAACAAAUACAUGUCACGAGAGUUAUAUUCGAACUCCAACAAAACUUGGACCAGAAGCUUUUCGUUUUGGAGAAGCUGCCGAAGCUCGUGCUUUAAAAUCACAAGAAAAAUACUAUAUACUUAGACCAGAAACUUUUGAAAGUUAUUUUAUUCUAUGGCGACUGACACACGAUCAAAAGUAUCGUGAUUGGGGAUGGGAAGCAGUGGAGGCCUUAGAAAAACACUGUCGGACACCACACGGUUAUUCAGGAUUGAAGAACGUGUAUCAAGAUAUUCCGCAAAAGGAUGAUGUGCAGCAGAGUUUCUUCCUUGCUGAGACAUUAAAGUACCUGUACCUGCUGUUUUCCGAUGACUCACUGUUACCCUUAGACGAAUGGGUAUUCAACACAGAGGCACAUCCUUUACCCAUCAAAGGUGCCAACAUAUACUACCGCAUGGCGACAACAUCAUCGUCGGUGCCUUCAUCAAAUACACCUUAAGGCGAUUCUCCAUUAGUUGUAAUUUACAAAUUAGGUCCAUUAAUACAAUUAUUUAUGCAUCUCUAAAGAAAGUGAUGGCUUGGCUUCAAUGCUAAACCAUCACCGACAAAGAUAAAAAAAAAAUCUAACGAUGACGAUGAUGAUGACGACGAUGCGAUGACGAUUUAUAUUGCAUUCAAUUUUUUUUAUUUAAUUUUUUUGAAAUUAGUUUAUCGUCGUUAAAAGUGUUGCAAAUGAAAAACAAAUUAGAAAAAAAAAAAACAGAAAAAUAUGUUCGCGGUCAUUUCCGCAAUAUUGUGUUCUUAAACAAAAUGAUAUUUAAAAAAAAAACAAAAUUAUAAUAAAUUAAUUAAAAAUAACAACAAAAUUUAUAUACAUAACAAAAAAUAAUAAUUAAACAACAACAGUGAAGUGAUAUGAUGUGUGUGUAAAUAUUGCUGCAAGAGACAGUCUCAGGGCAUAUUCUUGAGACCCCUUAAAAAUAUUUUUUUUUAAUUAAUUAAUUAAUAAUUAUAAAUAAACUUCCAUUUUAUUAUUUUUUUCUUUUUUAAGUUGCAUUGUAUUUAAGCUAAAUCAAAUCGAAUAUUAGUUUUUGUGUAUGUAUAAAAAAAAAAAUGGACUAGCGAAAUGUAAUUUUUCGUGAUAUAAUUGUUACAGGCAGCUUAAGUAAUUUUAUUAUUAAUUGUUAAUAAUUUUUUUCCCUAAUUUUAAUUAAACACUGUUACUGUUUAAAUAUUAAAAAAAAAAAUGAAUAAAA